Messenger RNA from Boeremia exigua, 1251 nucleotides. RefSeq lists its product as uncharacterized. Gene Ontology annotation, biological process: beta-D-galactose catabolic process via UDP-galactose, Leloir pathway. The transcript is spliced from 4 exons. The record is from RefSeq and is a predicted model, not a curated record. Gene Ontology annotation, cellular component: cytosol. Lineage: Eukaryota; Fungi; Ascomycota; Dothideomycetes; Pleosporales; Didymellaceae. Gene Ontology annotation, molecular function: UDP-glucose 4-epimerase activity. The coding region runs from base 1 to 1251 and encodes 416 amino acids.
AUGGUUGUGCAAGACAUAACCUACCCCGAUCUGACAGACCUAGAUCAUAUCGCCGGCUCCAAGCCUUUCACAUACGAUGUAACGAACAACGAGCUCAAAUUCUUCUUUGGACUCCCUUGUCCUGGCUCUUCGACAAGCCCAUCGAGUCUUGAGGAGAUUGAGACAUUUAUGGUUGUCGGUGGACUCGGGUACAUCGGAUCACACACGGCUCUCGAACUCCUAAAGGCCAACUACAACGUCCUCAUCAUUGACAACCUUGCCAAUGCUUAUGAGUCUGCACUCUCGAAAAUCCGCAAACUUGCGGAUGAGCAUCAUGCCAGAAAUGGUACCACCAUGCCUUCUCUUAAGUUCCAUAAACUUGAUUAUCGCAAUUUGCACAUGCGUACCAUUUUCAGCAGAUAUGCAGUGCGUGACCCUAACAGCACUCGCCUGUCGCACAUCACGAGUGUGAUACACUUCGCAGCAUACAAAUCGGUCGAGGAGUCCAUUUCCAACCCCUUGGAUUACUAUGAAAACACUGUCUGUGGCCUUGUCAACCUCUUCGUCUUACUUGAAGAUUUCGGAAUCCACAACUUUGUUUUCUCUUCUUCCGCAACGGUGUAUGGCCUUGAGGCGAACAAAGGCGAGAAACUACGCGAAGAAGACCUGGUUCAUCACGACGAAGAUGAAGUCGACGCACUUGGUCGUAAGACACGGCUCGUCUCUGGCGUCAAAGGGCUGACCUCGCCCUAUGGGCGUUCGAAAUACUUCUCCGAGGCCAUUCUUGCGGAUUUAGCAUACGCGAACCCAUCCUGGCGGAUCACUGCGUUGCGCUACUUCAAUCCCGUUGGCUCCGAACCGACGGGUCCGCUUGGAGAAACGCCUCGAAACAAACCGACUAAUUUGUUCCCGGUUAUCUCUGAGGUGCUGAAGGGCUCGAGGCCCGAACUACAGGUCUUUGGCUCAGAUUGGGAAGGCAGCUAUGAUGGUACUCCGGUGCGAGAUUUCAUCCACGUUGUCGAUCUGGCCCGCGGUCACGUCGCUGCUUUAGCCGCUGCUGAGAAUAGGCGGCACGCCUUUCGAGCAUACAAUCUCGGCACUGGCAAAGGCUCGACUGUUGCAGAGGUCGUCAACAGCAUGCAACAAGCGUCUGGUUGCUCCAUACCGGUUAAGUAUGUGGGGCGACGACCCGGAGACCAGGGCAGCGACAGAGCUGAAAUGGCAAAAACAGCAUUCGCUGCUGGAGAAUGUUCAAAGGUCCCAACAAAGUGA